AUGGCCGAGGAAGGGUGAGUGUGAAGCCGCCCUGGCUAACUGUAUUUACCGGGAUAAACGGAGACGGAGAAAGCAACAAACAAGCUUUGUGUAGAGCAUUAGGUGUAAAUGUGCUAUUUUAGUGAUCCGUGCUUUUUUAUAAUGACUAUCUGGAUCAUUUUUGUUAUAGUUAUGGCUCUAUCUCGCUAUCUUAGCCUCCACAGGGAAACCCGAUACCCGCAUGUGAAGCAAGGCAUGAACUAAUAUUAUACUUUGAAAUAUUUAUGCACUUUUUAGAUCGGUUUGAACUGUCUCUGAAAACUAGAAGCAUUGCCUACAUCUCUCUCCUCAGGGGAUAAGGGUUCAGAACAACCAAUAGCUAUUGGAGAUGUUAAUAUGCUGAGAUUGUCUUUUAAAAAAGAUUUGUAUACAUGUUUUUUGCAGCUAGAAGUCAAAUCUGGUUUAGAUGAGGCUGCUACAGUUUCCCUUUACUGUUGUGGGCUGUACAUCCAUCCUUAAUGCUAAGUCAGCCUCAGUCAAGACUUGAUGUCUGCCUCUCCUCUCAAGCAAGCUCCCCAGUGUUUGAAUGAUGAUUUUAUUUCUUUUGUCGGAUACCCCUUCACUCUUCAAUGAGUGAGAUCCCUCUUCUGACAGACUGGGAGCUCUACUGCAUUCAGCUUUGUUAUUGUAUGUGUUUUGAACAGUGCUUUAACAUCUUUUCUCUCAUUACUGACAGCAUUGCUGCUGGAGGUGUCAUGGAUGUUAACACCGCUCUCCCUGAAGUGCUCAAGACGGCACUCAUCCACGAUGGCCUCGCCCGUGGCAUCCGAGAGGCCGCCAAAGCCCUGGACAAGUGUGUAAAAAUGUCCUCUCAGUACUUGCUGUAGUGUUAAAUUGGUGUAUCGCUGAUGAUAAUUUGGCUCCCUCUACUGAACACCCUGAGGAGAUUGCCACUGUUACCCAAUUUCUGUCUGAGAUGCGCUAGAAAAUUUGUCAAUGCUUAUAACCCAGUGUAUGCAGUCCUGAAAGCUCACUUGCGAUUGUCUUGCAGGCGUCAGGCCCAUCUCUGCGCCCUUGCAAGCAACUGCGACGAGCCCAUGUACGUCAAGCUGGUGGAGGCUCUCUGUGCUGAGCAUCAGAUUAACCUGAUCAAGGUAACGGAACUGCUUCACUGUUAGCUGAUCUCUGAGACUUUGUUUUACACAGAAAUGCGUGUAAAAUUAAAAUGUUUAAACAUGGGGUUCAGACCUCUUCGUGUUGAAGGUUUUUGAAUACUGACAGACUUUUUUUAAAAGAAGCUUAUGAGGUCAUGCUGUAUCACUGAUGAUAAUUUGGCUCCCUCUACUGAAUACUGUGAGGAGACUGCCAUUGUUACCCAAUUUUCUGUCUGAGAUACAGCCAAGAGGCCUGAAAUUUGAUGCUUAGUGGAGCAGAUUGUUAAAGAAACCUGUGACUGGGAUUGUUUAACUGCUUCACAUGUUUGGUUCCUGCUCAUCAGGGAUAGCGAAGAUGCUCAAGAUGACCUACAUUUUUUGUGAUGGUAGUAAAAUAUAAAUAUGACACACAUUAAUGUCCAUUCACGUCAUUUCAGGUUGACGACAAUAAGAAACUCGGCGAAUGGGUUGGUCUGUGCAAGAUUGAUCGUGAAGGCAAACCCCGCAAGGUUGUAGGCUGCAGUUGUGUUGUGGUCAAGGUGAGUUCUGCUGUUCUCGGGUUUCUCUACAGUUUAAUAAGUAGAUGUUAUUAAAACUGGAAUAAAAAGAUCACAAUCACGAAUGAAAUACCUGCCAAUCAAGUCCAGGUGCUUGUGCUUCGUGCCACGCAGCUGUUUUUAAAUUCUUGGCAAGAUAACAGCCAGGGUACGAGCCCUGACAUCUACCUGUGGUGUCUGCGGUCCCUAAGAAUGGCUACACAAAGAGAAACACCUUAACAUGAGACAUCCUCAGAGGCCAUCUCAGUCUUGAUCUGUAAACAAGCCUUUAUUUUAGCAGUGUUAUGGGCUUCCAGAGCCUACAACAGGUCCCUGAGAAAUAUGGGGAAGACCACAAAGGCAAAGAUGUCACAAUGUCUUUAAGUCUAACAGGGAAUCUUAAAAAAAUAUAUUGUUUUCACUUAAAUUUCUGAAAGUCAAGGGCAGGAAGGAAGUCAAAAGAGAGAAAUGUUGUGUCACUGUUGCAGUUUGACGUUUUUUUUCUUCUCUGAUUGGCUGGUCAUCCGAUCUGGACUGCACUUGAAGUCUUCUGUCAAGCCUGCUGAUUUUAAAACUGUUUCUGUCUGCAGGACUACGGCAAGGAGUCUCAAGCAAAGGAUGUGAUUGAGGAGUACUUCAAGGGCAAGAAAUGA
Xyrichtys novacula (pearly razorfish) is the source of this 2322-nucleotide messenger RNA. The record is from the annotation of a GenBank genome assembly. Lineage: Eukaryota; Metazoa; Chordata; Actinopteri; Labriformes; Labridae.